AUGAAGUCGCGGGAGAAGUACGUGUUUUAUAGGGAUAGGCCCGAAUGGUCUGAUAUUACACCAGUUCCGCAAGAUGAAGAUGGAAGAAAUGUCGUAAAGAUUGCCUAUUCCCCAGAGUUUGUGGAUGCGAACGAUUAUAUGCGCGCAGUUCUACUGAAGGAUGAAAGAAGUAAACGGGCUUUGGAAAUAACGGCGACGGUUUUGAUCCUGAACCCUGCCAACUAUACGGUUUGGGAAUAUCGAAGAAGGAUUUUGACAACUAUUGCUUGUGAUUUACUGGAUGAAUUGCGGUUCGUCGGCAAGUUAAUAGAAGAAAAUUCAAAAAAUUAUCAGCUUUGGCAUCACCGCCAGUGGGCUGUGAUGCAGUUAGUCAGUGCGUAUCCUGCAGAUAGCACUAAUGAAAACAAAGAAGUUCACACCAAGUACGGUCUCGGUGAACUCGAAUUCACUGCGGACGUGAUUUCGGAUGAUUCCAAGAAUUAUCAUGCAUGGCAGCACCGACGUUGGGCCGUCAACUACUUCAAAAUACCAUCAACACAUGAACUCCAGUACACUGAGACCUUGAUUUUGGAGGACGUAUAUAACAAUUCCGCGUGGAAUCAUCGCUUCGUCACGGUGUCGAAGGACGAGGGGUUGACUCCACCUGUUCUUCAGCGGAAUAGUUAA
Messenger RNA from Dicrocoelium dendriticum, 666 nucleotides. Lineage: Eukaryota; Metazoa; Platyhelminthes; Trematoda; Plagiorchiida; Dicrocoeliidae. The record is from the annotation of a GenBank genome assembly.